AUGAAAAAUCAAAUACUUGAACUUCGUACAACUUUAAAUUCACUUUCUCAACCACUUGAUGAACAAUAUAUUCAAUUAAAAAAUGAUCUAGAUAAAUGGCAUUCAAAUAUGUUUCAACGUAUUCAAGAUAUGUAUUUAAAUACAUUAAUUGAAUUAGAUACAUCCUAUGAACGAUUAGAUACAUUUCGACAAACACUCUAUGUUUUACUUGAUGAUGAACGAUUAACAGUUCCUAUGACAUCAUCUGAUAUAAAUAAUUAUUCAUCACGAUUAUCUUGGCUUGAAAAUGAAAUUGAUUCUAUAUCAAAUUUAUUUUUUCAUAUUAAUUGUCAACAAGUUAAAUUAAAUCAUCGACCAUAUCUUAUUCAUUCAAAUUCAUCAACAAUAAUACCAUGUCGAAUAUUAAUUAAACGUGAAUAUAUUAAUCAAUUACCUGAUUCAAUUAAUAAUACACUAUAUACAUUAUUAACUCAUCCAUCAUCACCAGAAGCUAUACUUAUAACAACGAAUGUUCAACAAUUAACAAUAAUUAUUGAACAAAUCUUAUCUCAAACAAAUGAAUUACGUAUAUUAAUUCAUGAAUGUUAUGCACCGUUUAUUAUUGGACAAUUAGGUAGUCGAGCUAAAAUGCUUAAAGAUAAAUAUGGAUUAACUAAUGUUAAAGUUUAUCCAACAUGUGCACCAUUAUCAACUGAACGUAUACUUUUAUUAACAGGAACAAAAUCUGAACAAAUUAUUGAAUGUUUAACUGAAAUUUAUUUAAAUAUGUGUCAAACUCCAUUAAUUGAUCAUAAUCAACAAGCAACAUUUCUUUAUUCACCUGAAUUUUAUGAUGUUACAUUAGCUGAUGAUUAUGGAGGAUAUGUUGAUCGGCAAUUACAAUUAUCUAUACAACGAUCAAUAUUACCAACAACAGCAAAUAUGAAUAAUUUAAAUGAUGAAGAAGAUAUAAGUGGUUAUGAAGAUGAAGAUGUUGAAGAUUUUGAUAAUGAAACAAAUAAUUAUCAAUCAGAAACAGCAGUUGAACCAUUACGUGAAAGACAUUGGACAUUGUCUGAUGCACAAGCAGGAGCUUUAUUUGGACCUAAUUCAUCACGUUUACAUCAAAUUCGAAGUGAAUCAAAUGCUUGGAUUGUUAUCUAUGAAGCUGAAGGAAAAAGUACAAGAAGACCAAUGUCUAUUCGAGGAACAAAAGCAGAAAUAGAACAUGCAACUAAAUUAAUUUUAGAAACUAUCAAACGUCAUGAUAGAAAAUUACCAUUACGACAUAAUCAUAAACGUGGAAAAUAA
Adineta steineri is the source of this 1290-nucleotide messenger RNA. Lineage: Eukaryota; Metazoa; Rotifera; Eurotatoria; Adinetida; Adinetidae. The record is from the annotation of a GenBank genome assembly.